This is a messenger RNA of Teleopsis dalmanni, 1120 nucleotides long. RefSeq lists its product as uncharacterized. Bases 199 to 918 code for a protein of 239 amino acids. Lineage: Eukaryota; Metazoa; Arthropoda; Insecta; Diptera; Diopsidae. The transcript has 2 exons. The record is from RefSeq and is a predicted model, not a curated record.
CUAACCAAGCAAACGUCACAUAUUUUCUAUCAACUGUCAAACUUUAUCGACAUUUUAAAAAUCUACCGAUAAACUAGCAAGAAUCGAAGUACGCUUUCAGAACUCAAAAAAAAAAACUGAAAUAUUUCAAUAUUAAUUAGCAAAUAUUGAACAUAAAAGUGCCGUCAACGAAGUGUUUGAAAAAUAGACGUUUUAAGAAUGACAACUUCUAAUGAAGAGCCUGAUUUCAGCAAAUUAUCAUCAUUCAUCUGUGGACAUUUAGAUGAACAUGAGGGAAACAUUACGAAGCUUUCUAUGCAAGCAAACGUAGUCUCAGUAACAGAGUUUUACAAAGGUUAUGACUGUGAAAUGAAGAAACUGGAGUCACAGUUUAUUUCCGAGAAAAGAAAACUAAACUUUCAAGCAUUUGCGGAGAUAUAUAAAAGUUUUGAUGAGUACCCUGCAAAUUUGCAAAAACCUGAAACACAAUUUCUUAAAACUGCAAAUGAGCAGAACACCACCUCUGAAAAUAUAAAUGAGGACGCACCUAUAAAAGAUGACGACAUUAUGAUGUCAGUAGAAUAUACUUCCACUACCAAAGCCCUUAAUGAUUUUAGAAAAUUUCGCCAAAAACUUCAACUCUUAGAUGAACUAGAAAUGCAAGAAAUCAACUCAGAAUACGCUUCCAAAAUGUGCGAACUUCAAUCGUUUGUCGCAGAAAUGGAAGACGUUCUGCCAAUAGAUUUAUCAACAACACUUGCUUUCAGUUCUGAUGAAGAGGACAAACUAUGUCGUUUAGCUCAACACACAGAGGAACUUGAUUUCAUACAAGCCCACCAACAAUUCCUGAAUGAACACACUCAAAACAAUGAUGCGGAUUUGAAUAGUAUCGUGGAUUUGUUAACAUAUACAUUAAUGUCUAUUGAAAAUGACCCUUAAAUGAUUAAAUUAUUAAAAUAAAAACACUUUAUAUUCUUUUGGAUUUAAACACGAAAAAAUUUUUUUGGUUAUAGAAAAGCAAAAGUCUGUCAUAUACUUGAAGAACUCUGAUCGUAACUGUAAAUAUCAAAACAAAUAUCUGCCGGUGUUUCCUUCAUUCACCUUCAUAUCGAUUGCAACUAAAAUGGCUAUUUUCUCAAUA